This is a messenger RNA of Periconia digitata, 348 nucleotides long. The record is from the annotation of a GenBank genome assembly. NCBI's taxonomy places the organism in Eukaryota, Fungi, Ascomycota, Dothideomycetes, Pleosporales, Periconiaceae.
CUCCAUCUACAUUCCCAAGCUCCGACUUCUCCCCUUCUAAAAUCGAAUUCACCAGCUCCAUCAACGCGGUGGAAAUGAUCUUUCCCGCCGUCCGCAGGACACGUCAAGCCAAGUCCCGCUUUCCCAACUCUAACUCCAAAAGCGGAAACACGACAUCCACACACACGCGCGCACAACCAACCCUCCAACCAUCUCUCUCUCUCUCUCUCUCUCUCUCUCUCUCUCUCUCUCUCUCUCUCUCUCUCUUUCUUCCACCCCAGAAUCCAAGAAACAACGCAGAAGAAGAUACAUAAACCAGAGGCAACAAACAAACGCACACUUGCAAAGUCUCACACAAGUCUGCCCUCU